UCUCGCUCUUGCUGCGUUGUGUGGCCUAAAUUUUACUUCCCUCUUCCAAUCUGAUCAAAUAAAUAUCAAUCAAGAACAGAACAACCCAUAAGAAGAAGAAGAAGAAGAAGAAGAAGAAAAAAGUAAAAUUCAAUAUAAGAACACUCCCACCACCACCACCAUCAUCAUCUCUACCUUCUCUCUGUCUGUCCCUGCGAACAGAACACUGGUGUUCUGAUUAUGGAGGUUCUUUACUUUCAGGGUCCUUCGUCUCUUGUCAAUACUAAAUGUUCUAAGAAAUCAGUGCGUCCCCCAACGCUGCCUUCCCUGCUUCCUAAACCGUUUCUUCAACUUAAUGACAGAUCAGUGUCUGGGUGGUCCCUUCGUAAAACUCGCUCGGUAUGUUACUCUUCGAGUCUUUCGACUAUAUAUAAAGGGCCCGUGUCGGAAAAGCAGGGUUGGGAUCUGGGGAGAUUCAUUAAGACUUUGUACUUCUUCAACGGUCCCCCUUCUCCAGCCAAGUUUUUCGAAUUCAUAAUUGAGAAACUAUCUGGGCCAGGGCCGGAGCUUGCCAAGCCUGAAAAAAGAAUGGAUCCCACUGGGAUUGUACUUGUAGCAGGGGCCACUGGCGGGGUUGGGAGAAGGGUUGUCGAUAUUUUACGCAAAAAGGGGCAGCCAGUUCGCAUCUUGGUCCGAAACGAAGAGAAGGCCAGGAAAAUGUUGGGACUGGACAUUGACAUGAUUGUAGGAGAUAUUACCAAAGAGAGUACUCUGCUACCUGAAUACUUCAAAGGCAUUAGAAAAAUCAUCAAUGCUACUUCUGUUAUUGUUGGACCGAAGGAAGGGGAUACUCCCGAUCGUGCAAAAUACAGCCAAGGGAUCAAGUUUUUUGAGCCAGAGAUCAAAGGUGACUUGCCUGAAAUGGUCGAAUAUGUUGGGAUGAGAAAUCUACUUAAUGCUGUCAAAGGGAGUGUUGGAGUGCGGAAUGGGAAAGUCCUGUUCGGCAUUGAAGAUGGUAUGUUUAAGGAACUUCCUUGGGGUGCCUUAGACGACGUUGUGAUGGGAGGAGUUAGUGAAAGUAUGUUGCUGAUGGACCCAACUAGUGGCGAAGAUGGUGGACCCGCCGGACUCUUCAAAGGAAACGUUUCUACAGCAAACAAUGGUGGCUUUACUAGCAUCAGAACAAAGAAUUUUCCUGUGGCCGAAGAUCUUUCUGCAUAUGAUGGUGUGGAGCUUCGUCUUCGGGGAGAUGGUCGUCGUUACAAACUAAUUGUUCGGACUAGCCGUGAUUGGGACACAGUGGGCUAUACAAUUAGUUUUGACACCAUUGGUGGCAAGUGGCAAUCAAUUCGCCUACCAUUCGCAUCUCUGAGGCCCAUAUUUCGAGCGAGAACAGUGUUUGAUGCCCCGCCUUUUGACCCGAGUAGUGUUGUUUCUCUGCAGCUAAUGUUCAGCAAGUUUGAGUAUGAUGGAAAGUUGAACCCGACUUUUGUGGAAGGCGCAUUUCAGCUGCCUAUUUCCUGCAUUCGAGCAUAUCUAAAGGAACCAAUCAUUCCCAGGUUCGUACAUGUGGGGUCUGCAGGAGUAACGAGACCCGAGAGGCCGGGACUUGAUCUCACGAGACAACCUCCUGCAGUCCGCUUGAACAAGGAACUCGGUUUCAUUCUGACAUAUAAGUUGAAGGGGGAGGACUUGAUCCGAGAGAGUGGAAUUCCAUACACGAUCGUGAGGCCCUGUGCCCUGACUGAGGAGCCUGCUGGGGCUGAUCUGAUUUUUGAUCAAGGAGACAACAUUACAGGAAAGAUUUCGAGGGAAGAGGUUGCUCGUAUAUGUGUUGCUGCUCUGGAUAGCCCGUACGCUUGUGACAAGACGUUCGAGGUUAAGAGUGUUGUUCCCUUCAGUGAGCCUUUUAAGAUCGACCCUGAGAAUCCUCCUCCAGAGAAGGACUAUGAUGUAUACUUCAAAGAGCUGAAGGAGGGCAUCACGGGAAAAGAGUUCCUCGAGAAAAGUCCCGUUCCCGUCUAAUUCUUACAUACAAAAAGCUCCAGUCUCUUAGACUAUACUUUGUAAGUACGACAGGUGUGAUUAAGAGACCGUGCCUUCAAGUUUUUAUGAAUUACCAUGUGAAGAGAAGGCAGGGAAAGAGGACCAAAUCAAUGCAUGCAAGCUUUAGGUUGAACUGCAUCAUGUGAAUUUUGAAGGAUGCCUAUACUUCACGCGGAAAGAAUGCUUCUUAAAGUGGCAAAAGUGAUGCAGUAACACACGGGUGACAAUUCUUAUUUUCAA
Messenger RNA from Punica granatum (pomegranate), 2265 nucleotides. Lineage: Eukaryota; Viridiplantae; Streptophyta; Magnoliopsida; Myrtales; Lythraceae. The record is from RefSeq and is a predicted model, not a curated record.